AUGCCAACGUGGAUCAGGGAAGGGCGCCCAAGUGGCCGACCUGUGGGCCAGGAUGCCUCGAAAGCUGCAAGCCCGGCUCUGGGUGACAUGACAAAUUCAGGGGAUGGGAAAGCACGGGUGAUGACCAAUGCAGGCAAGAAAGCUUGCGGAAGUGCGCAACGAGGCGAUGCCGGGAGCAAGCUCAAUCUGAGUACCGCAGUCACUCCACUCCGGUCUAGUCGCCUCUCUUCCGGGAAUGGCAAGCGCGUUCAUCAGCCCUCUGUCGGGCAGGCAAGGUACGCUCAGACGAAACUUUCUGUCGUACACUCUGCGCAGCGUCAGCCUGCUUCAGAGCCUAAGCCGCGAGUCGAUGCUUCCAGCGCCAUCCUCGACCGUCAGUCUCGCACCGCUAGGAAAAGCGACAGUACAGUCCCUUCUAUUAGGCGCGACGAAUCACCUCCUCAAUUGCCGCACAAACGUCCGCGUACGCGAUCGCCGGGAGCGGAUGCUGGUGAUCACACUACAACACCUGGCAUGCAGCGACGUCGUUCCAGUAAAGACAGAUUCUUCACCCGCACAAAUCAAGAUUUCGACCCUUUUGCAAUUUUUGGACCUGCGCCGCCGUCGAGCCUACAGCGCCUGGCUCCCAGGGUCCAAAGCGUUACACCUCGCUUAGUCGCACCCACCGCGCGCUCGAAGGAACACACCAUUCACAGCGCUGAUGACGAAGCACCAGUGCGACUGCAGCCGAAUCGGAGUAUCAGCGCCUCGAAGCAAGCAACGCGCUCGGCCGACUCCAAUGCUGCGGAUGUGCAAACAUUGUGGGAAGGCGACAGUAUUUGGCGUGGAGAAGUUGAGCCUGAAGGGGCCGGGAAAGUGAAUGGCACUGCACGACAGCAUCACGAGUCGAUGCGAGCUUGGAGGCAGGCCGCAGGCUAUCUCAACACUCAAGAUAGAUGUCACAUAGAGAAGGGCUCCUGUGGUGCACCUCCUCGCGCCCAAGAGCGGAGCGAGUCCACUGGCACGUCACACAAUGGGGCGAGCAGCGCCAGAAGCCAGGGUGAGUCGUCUCUUCUGCACUUCGCCGAGUCCUUGCUGAGACGGGCUGCUUCAUGUCUGCAGCGCCGCAAGAACGGGAGCGAGUGAGACGAGAGAUGAGACGGGCCAAUGAGUUCGCAAUGACUGAGCGCACCGCUGUGCGGGCUGGAAAAGAAGACGCACUCGAAGCGGUGGACGCGGAACAAGUGUCCAAGAACAAGCUCUUCCUCCACGCCAUGCCCUCACGCCACGAUCAAGCGCCAAGCGAAGACCAUGGCAUGAGUUCCCACUCGCGCAGUCUCAAGCGCUCUAGCGCUAAGGCCCGCAAUGAGCCGAGUGCGCAGAUUGAGCGGAGCCGUCUUGUACACGGCUAUUCGGUCGUCAAUAUCGGUGAUGCGUGGCUUUCAUCCAGUCAGAGCCAGACGCAAGCCACCCACAGGUCUUCGGAUGACGAUCGAAGAACUGAGUUUCCGCGCACAAAUCCAGCAAUCAUCGAUGGCGAAGGCAGACCGCAGGCUUUGUUCAGGUCGCCCCGCACAGGCAGGCGACUUUACGCUCUCGAAACCCAACUGGCUGAUGCCUCCAAAGAUCACAGCACCCCUGCUGUCCGUUUGGAACAAUCUGCCACACGUCGCGGAAGACACGUCGACCCUCCAUUUAGCCCGGUGGAUCGCUUGAGAUCGGGUUCGAGCUCGUCUGAGACGGGCAGCCUAGCUUCGCCAUCCAGUACCAAGAGCUCCAAACACCAGCUGAGAAGGCCGAUCAACACUAGGCGAACGUCUCUCUUUGGAGGCUCGAGUCCUCUGACGUCAGAUGGGACUGUGGCGAAACGUGCUAGCGUGCCCAUGGUGGAAAUUACUUCUAGGAAGCCGUCCUCUUCGAGUAAGAACCCGCAAUGCUCCUACGCCGACACUUAUGAGUCGGUUGAGGAUUCAGCUGCUUUGGAUGAUGGCAGAUGGGCAGACGACGAGACGUAUGCUCCAAGCAAAGCUCUUUUUAAAGGGAGCAAUGCCAGCUCGGGUGAGGCAACUAGCAGACGUAGCUCGAACCGGUUGCGGCAAAAAAGCAAAGAUGAUGCGUCCGCUCCUGCAAUCGCCGAGGCGGCAGCAUCAGACGCCGAAGAUACGCAACCUUUGGCCUGGACUGGAGAAGAGGUUCAGGAAGCCGGCAGAGGCGGAUCUAGACAACAUCAGCGGGCCUCGCGGCCCUCGCAUCAGGCGCCUGUCAGACCACGACUGGGAUGGGGUGACCUGGAUGCGAAUUGGGAAGGUGUGGAGGCACCCGCUCCAUCACGCAGCUCUAUCCGCUCGCAAGACAGCUUUGAACAGUCCACCCUCAGUCAAUUUGGGUUUGAGACGCGAAGACCCAAGCAGGCGCGCUCCCCGGGACGCGGUAGGAACGCGAGUCGCCAGAGCGAAGGAAGCAGCAGCUCUAGUGGGCCAGGAGAUAUCUCUGCUCAGCAGGAGACGGACGACGUCUCCGCGUUGCUGACUCGCCAUUUAGUCGAUGGGCUCAGCGAUGAUGAGUUUGUGAAACACGAAGUUGUCGCUAUGCGCGACGCCGACAUGCGACCAGCCUCGGAACAGAUGGGGGACGAGACGCAGGAGCUGUUGCCUUCAGAUGGAGAUGGAGAUGAGACGCAGCCUCUCGAAUUUUCUCCAAGUCCCAGCCCUCGUCGUCGAAACGUGAUGCACAAUGACCAGGUCGCAGACGAUGAUGUCAUCGAUCCCGCCUUUCUAAAGAUGAUGGAGAUAGAGCAAGCGUCCCGUUUCGGCCUUCAGCACGACAGCCGCACGCGUGGUCAGUCACCAUCUCCGCGUGUCAAUGCGCAUUUGGAUUCCAGUCAGACACAGAGCCACACGGAGUACUCUUCCAGCCCGGCCAUCGCUCGAACAGGCGCGAGCGCAAUGAUGUCCCCACAAACCCAGAGCAGAUCGUCUGCAUCUGCAGUGUCCAGUCAAGAGCAACGCAUUUCUUUACCUCACCUCUCCUCCCUCGACACCCAAUCCAGGGCUUUCUUCGAUCGACUUUGA
Messenger RNA from Ceraceosorus bombacis, 3050 nucleotides. The record is from the annotation of a GenBank genome assembly. NCBI's taxonomy places the organism in Eukaryota, Fungi, Basidiomycota, Exobasidiomycetes, Ceraceosorales, Ceraceosoraceae.